AUGGCGAUCUGUACUUAUAACGCACGUACGCUUGCAUCGGAAGCGGCCAUCGAAGAUCUGAUGAUGCAAGCCAAGAAGAUCAAGUACGACGUCAUCGGACUGACCGAGACGAGACGACGUCACCCUCUCAACGCCGUAUAUGAAACUGGAGAAGAACUGUUCUUAGGAACAUGCGACUGUAGAGGUGUUGGUGGAGUUGGCGUCCUCGUCAACACGAGUAUGGCAAAGAACAUCGACUCUUUUGAACAACUUACGACCCGAAUCGGACGUCUGCGGAUGAGAAGAUGUGGCCCAAUACCAGCUUUGACUAUCUUCGUCGUUUACGCUCCAACAUCAAGCUACGAAGAAGAAGAAGUCGAAGCUUUCUAUAUGGACCUGGAGAAGUUCUACCAAGAAGAUUAUGCCUUCUACAAGGUCAUAGUUGGCGAUUUCAACGCUAAGGUUGGCCCAAGAAGAACGCCGGAGGAACUUCACAUCGGGACCCACGGCCUACAAUGGAAUGACCAGGGAGAGAGGCUCGCCGAGUUCAUCAUGACGACUAAGACCAUCCAUGGGAACUCGCAAUUCAAGAAGACGUCCUCUUUACGCUGGACGUGGGAGUCACCCGAUGGAGGAAAGAGAAAUCCCAGGACUACCAUCAACUGGGAUCUCUUCGCUACGCUGGCCGGCUUUUGGGAAGAUUCUGCAAUGGACAACAUCGACGAGGAAUAUGACCGGCUUGUCGAACACCUUCACGACUGCGCGAAGAAGGCUGAGAGUUUUAAAACCACCAGGAGACGCCUGUCUCUUGAAACUCUUGAGCUGAUACGCCAGCGUGGAGCAGCACGAGCCGCAGGGAACCAAGAACUCACGUCCGAGCUCGCAAGGCUUUGCCGAGAGGCGAUAAAGGAAGACCUUAAAGAGAGAAGAGCAGAAGUACUGGCUGAAGCUGCAGAGGCGGGGAAAAGCAUCCGCUAUGCCCGUCGAGACUUCGCCAGUCGCAAGACGAGGAUGACUGCUCUCCGGAACCCAAAGGGAACAGCCAUUGCAUCGAGAAGGGGGAUGGAGAAAAUCAUCUACGACUUCUACUCUGAUCUCUUCGACAGCCAUGUCCACUUGCCUCCUCACCAUCUGAGGGAAGAUGGACAAGUCAUUCCAGAGGUUCUCCCGUCCGAAAUACGACAUGCUAUCAUGUCGGUAAGAAAUCGUACGGCACCCGGUCCCGACAGAAUAAGACCAGAACACCUGAAGAGCCUUCCGCCAGUACUCAUCAACACCCUGGCGAGGCUCUUUACACGUUAUCUGUCGGAAUGCAAGGUUCCUAAACAGUGGAAGACCAGCAAGACCGUGUUGUUGUAUAAAAAGGGAGAUCCACAUGACAUCGGCAACUAUCGCCCAAUCUGCCUACUGUCCGUCAUCUACAAGCUCUUUACAAGAGUAAUCCUUAAUAGGAUUGAAAAAGUCUUGGAUGAAGGACAGCCAUGCGAGCAAGCAGGGUUUCGAAAAGGAUUCAGCACGAUUGACCACAUUCACACUGUUUCGAAACUCAUCGAGGUAUCACGAGAGUACAAGAUGCCGCUCUGUCUCACCUUCAUCGACUUAAAGAAGGCUUUCGACUCGGUUGAGACGGAAGCGGUCGUGGAAGCCUUGGACAACCAAGGCGUCCCUACUCAGUAUAUUAAGGUACUUCGAGAGUUGUACAGUAACUUCACGACCGGAAUUUCGCCAUUCUACAAGAACAUCAUCAUUGACGUGAAGAGGGGGGGUCCGACAGGGUGA
Messenger RNA from Necator americanus (New World hookworm), 1758 nucleotides. RefSeq lists its product as uncharacterized. NCBI's taxonomy places the organism in Eukaryota, Metazoa, Nematoda, Chromadorea, Rhabditida, Ancylostomatidae. Bases 1 to 1758 code for a protein of 585 amino acids. The record is from RefSeq and is a predicted model, not a curated record. Gene Ontology annotation, molecular function: catalytic activity. The transcript has 2 exons.